ACGUGUCAUUUCGCAUCGGCCAUAUGUUUUUAGCAUUUUUUGCGGAAGAAACAAAGUACUAUUUCUCUGAGUUGCGUAGUUUUCUUUUCUUCUACAUCUAGUUUUUUUUUUCAUAUUCAUCACCUUCUCUCAUAUUUCUUCUUUCAAUAGAAUUAUCCAGAACUUUUUAAAAAGAUGGUAGCUCCGAUCCGAUUCUUUGAGCUGAACACUGGUGCCAAGUUACCUUGCAUCGGUCUAGGAACCUACGCCAUGGUCGCCACAACGAUCGAACAUGCAAUUAAGAUUGGUUACAGGCAUAUCGACUGUGCUUCGAUUUACGGUAACGAGAAAGAGAUUGGUGGUGUGUUGAAGAAGCUGAUAGGUGAUGGUUUCGUGAAGCGUGAGGAGUUAUUUAUCACUUCCAAACUCUGGAGCAAUGAUCAUUUACCUGAAGAUGUGCCUAAGGCAUUGGAUAAAACAUUACAGGACUUACAGAUUGACUAUGUUGAUUUAUAUCUGAUACAUUGGCCUGCGAGCUUGAAGAAGGAAUCACUUAUGCCAACUCCUGAGAUGCUCACUAAACCUGACAUACCUAGUACAUGGAAAGCAAUGGAAGCUCUCUAUGACUCUGGAAAAGCUCGGGCAAUCGGUGUAAGCAAUUUCUCGUCGAAGAAGCUCAUAGAUCUUCUUAACGUGGCACGUGUAGCCCCGGCAGUUAACCAAGUUGAAUGUCACCCAGUUUGGCAGCAACAAGGUCUUCAUGAGCUAUGCAAAUCCAAAGGAGUUCACUUAUCCGGUUACUCUCCUUUGGGUUCCCAAAGUAAGGGAGAAGUCAGGCUAAAGGUUCUUCAAAACCCGAUUGUUGCCGAGGUUGCUGAGAAACUUGGAAAGACCACUGCUCAAGUGGCUCUCCGUUGGGGACUCCAAACUGGUCAUAGUGUUCUACCAAAGAGCUCGAGCGAGGCUCGGCUCAAGGAGAAUCUUGAUGUUUUUGACUGGUCUAUACCUGAAGAUCUGUUUGUCAAGUUCUCUAACAUUCCCCAGGAGAAGUUAUGCCGAGCUGCUGAGUUUGCGCAUGAGACACACGGCUUCUAUAAGACCAUUGAGGAGUUGUGGGACGCUAGUGCAGUCUGCGUUGAACAACCACCACCACAUCAUAUAAUGGCAAAUGCGAUCACAUUCUUCGAGCUCAACACCGGCGCUAAGUUCCCGUCGGUUGGUCUUGGAACAUGGCAAGCCUCUCCUGGCCUUGUUGGCGAUGCAGUCGCCGCCGCUAUUAAGAUUGGCUAUCGUCAUAUUGAUUGCGCUCAGAUCUAUGGCAACGAAAAAGAGAUACUGAAAACUCCUUCUCAUGCUCAGAUUGGGGCGGUUCUGAAAAAACUGUUUGAAGACAGAGUAGUAAAACGCGAGGACUUGUUCAUCACCUCCAAACUCUGGUGUACUGAUCAUGACCCUCAAGAUGUACCAGAGGCAUUGAACAGAACUCUACAGGAUCUGCAGCUUGACUAUGUCGAUCUUUAUCUGAUGCACUGGCCUGCACGGAUGAAGAAAGGUUCUGUUGGAAUUAAGCCAGAGAACAUUUUGCCUGUAGAUAUUCCUAGUACAUGGAAAGCGAUGGAAACACUCUACGAUUCGGGCAAGGCACGAGCCAUAGGUGUAAGCAAUUUCUCCACCAAGAAACUAGCUAAUCUCGUGGAGUUAGCUCGUGUUCCUCCUGCGGUUAAUCAGGUCGAAUGUCAUCCUUCUUGGCGACAAACUAAGCUACGAGAGUUCUGCAAAUCCAAAGGGGUUCACCUAAGUGCAUACUCGCCGUUGGGUUCUCCAGGGACAACGUGGCUGAAGAGCGAUGUUCUGAAGAACCCCAUACUGAAUAUGGUUGCGGAAAAACUCGGAAAGAGUCCUGCGCAAGUUGCCCUUCGUUGGGGACUCCAAAUGGGUCACAGUGUCCUUCCCAAGAGUACCAAUGAAGGAAGAAUCAAAGAGAACUUUAAUGUUUUUGACUGGUCAAUACCCGAUGACAUGUUCGCUAAGUUUUCUGAGAUUGAACAGGCUAGGUUAGUGAAUGGUUCGUUCUUUGUUCAUGAGACACUGAGCCCUUAUAAGUCUAUUGAAGAAUUAUGGGAUGGCGAGAUAUGAUUUUUAGCUGAUCUAUUUGUUUUGUCAAAUAAUGGGAGGUUUUUCUC
Arabidopsis arenosa is the source of this 2162-nucleotide messenger RNA. The record is from the annotation of a GenBank genome assembly. Lineage: Eukaryota; Viridiplantae; Streptophyta; Magnoliopsida; Brassicales; Brassicaceae.